UGAGACUUCGACGCGAUUCAUGUACGCCUCAUGGUACCGGUGUGGCCAUUGCCCACUGGAUUAGGGCGCUCGCCACACUAGUACUAGUGGUUAUAAACCUACUCGCAGUGCUGAACAAUUCUCAUUGCUCAGUCCCAGUUUCAUCUACCUUCAUCCAUGGAUCCUUCAAAGAUAAAAGAGAAAAUCGUUCGCUUUCGAAUCCUUAUCAUAGGAAGAGCGAACGCAGGAAAAACGACCAUCCUAAAGAGGGUUUGUAACACCAGAGAGAACCCAGAGAUAUUUAAUAGUGCUGGGGAAAAGAUCGACGUCGAUGUUUUGAAGGAAUCCAGAGGGCGUGGCGAGCACGACAUCAAUAACGAAAUGGUGUUUCGAAAAAACCCAGGCUUCAUUUUUCACGAUUCGCGCGGUUUUGAGGCAGGCGGCGAAUCCGAGUACGACAAGGUGAACACGUUUAUCGCAGCCCGUUCGGAGGAAGGAGAUAUAAAGGAUCGUAUUCACACAAUAUGGUACUGUAUCCCAAUGGAUGAAGCAAGCAGGGCGUUCACCGAAGCUGAACUCAAAUUUUUCUCCCGCUGCGACACUGGAAGCAUCCCAGUGAUCGUGAUAUUUACGAAAUUCGAUGCCCUUUACGACGUUGCAUUCGCCCGACUAAGGAAGGAAGGAAAAUCGAGGACAGACGCUAAGGCACUUGCUCCGAAGCGCGCCGAGGAGGCAUUUGCGAAUGGGUCGCAAUUGAAGUUUCUAUACCACUCCAAGGACAUUCGACGGCCACCAAAAUGUCACGUAUGCCUCCCUGACAUGGACAAGGAUGAUGCAGACUGUGGGCUACUCAUCGAGCGCACGGCUGAAACUCUGGACAGUGAAGCGCUUCAGCAAUUGUUCGUCUCAACUCAACAAACGAACUUGGAGCUCUGCGUGAGAUAUGCAGUAGAACGCGCACUUGAAAAAUUUGUCGUCUCUGAUGAGAAAAUCUCAUCUGAGGAUGCAAUAACGAGGUUGGGUAGAUGGUUUCCACAUAUUUCGAUAGUACGUCUGUUGAUCCUUGUUCGAGCUCGAGCCAUGCUGAUCCAAGCCAUUGCCCACUGUUCGCAGCGUGGUGUGAGUGUCUUGAUCCUCGUUCGAGCUCGAGCCAUGCUGAUCCAAGCCAUUGCCCACUGUUCGCAGAUCGUGAGUGUCUUGAUCCUCGUUCGAGCUCGAGCCAUGCUGAUCCAAGCCAUUGCCCACUGUUCGCAGCGUGUGAGUGUCUUGAUCCUCGUUCGAGCUCGAGCCAUGCUGAUCCAAGCCAUUGCCCACUGUUCGCAGUAUAAUGUGACUCACGUGUGGUGAUCUUUUGUCGAGUUCGAGGCUUGCUGACUGAAGAAAUUGUUGAUCCAUCUGCAGAAUGUCAGUAUACUCGUCCUCCACAGACCUUGAGCCAUACUCACCAAAAAAUUGCUCAUCCGUUGAUAGCUUGUGAGUAUUGUGAGUG
Suillus clintonianus is the source of this 1468-nucleotide messenger RNA. RefSeq lists its product as uncharacterized. The coding region runs from base 157 to 1326 and encodes 389 amino acids. The transcript is spliced from 11 exons. NCBI's taxonomy places the organism in Eukaryota, Fungi, Basidiomycota, Agaricomycetes, Boletales, Suillaceae. The record is from RefSeq and is a predicted model, not a curated record.